Symbiodinium sp. CCMP2592 is the source of this 1455-nucleotide messenger RNA. The record is from the annotation of a GenBank genome assembly. NCBI's taxonomy places the organism in Eukaryota, Dinophyceae, Suessiales, Symbiodiniaceae.
AUGGGAGAGAUCCCAACGGAAGGCCUCUUCCUGAAGGUGUUCAUCGCCUGGAUAAUUCUUGCUGUGAUCUUCUACAUCUGGUCGUAUCUGCGCGACGGCAAGUUCAUUGGUGAAGAGGACGACAAGGAAGAGGAAGAGGAGGAUGUCACAGCUCACGACGUCGACAAGGUAAUCGACCAGAUUCUCAAGGAGCUGCCUUGGGACCUUCGCACAACAGACGCUCCACAGCGACAGAUAGAGUACACGUUCCACUACGGCCACAGCGGCAGCAUGAAUGUGCACCAAGCAGUCCCACCUCCUGCACCAGGAGGGGCGGUCUCCAGCACUGCCCCAGCCCCGGCACCUGCACCUGCACCGGCGAAAGCACCCAAAGUGACGACAAAGAGGGGCCUGAAGCUGAAUGAGGCCGGCAAGGCAAAAGUUCGCCAUGCGGUCAAGAAGGCGACGACCUUGGAGGACUUGGGCGAGAUCGACAAAGCCCUGGACUCGGGAAGGAUCUCGGACGAGCUCGCCACGCGCCUGGAGCUCAUCUCCAGUGACUUCGAGGCAGCCAGGACUCCGGCCGCGCUGCCCCUGGGUGCGCAAGUGCUGACACCCGGCGGCCUAAUGAAAGUGCGCAGCUUCAUCGAGCAGGCGACGGACCUGGACCGGCUAGCUGAGGUGGACAAAGCGCUCAACGCCGGAGAUGUCUUCCGCCUGCGAGUCAUGCUCAACCUUCAACCUCAGGACAUCCGUGAGCCUGGCGAAGAGCCCGAGGAGGUGGAGGAGACAGAAGAUGGAACGUUGGUGUUCGAGUCGGUUCCGAGCAUGGAGCGAUUUGCCAUGGACUCUCCUGCGGCGUUUGCGAACUUCUUGGAAAGCCCUGGCUGGAGGGAGCUUCAGACGCGCACCGCGCGACGACUUUGCGAUGGGUCGUAUACCUUCGAUGGCGACUGCAACAAGCCGCCGCCACCGCACCUGAAGUUUGCAGCCGGCCUCAUUCAGAAGCUGCUCGGACGGCUGCAAUCGGACCACCCCGACACUGCCAUCGUGCCAAUGCAGGCUUUCUUGUGCCUGUACGAAGAUGGCCAGGAUGCCUGCCCAAAUCACGUCCAUGACUGCCGGCAGCUGACCUUGUCACUGGGUGCGGAAAGGUUCGUGGCCGUGGAGGGAGAGAAGAUGCUGAUGAGGCACGGCGAUGUCAUGAUCUUGGACGGGGAGCGGCAUGGCGUUCCCGCCGACCAGGGCAGGCCAACCCAAGCGCGGGUUUCGGUGAACAUUUUCUUUACCACCGGCGCCGACGAGACGGCCCGGCCGGUGAGUGUGAACCACCGGGCGGGCUCCGGUUAUCAGACGAGCGGCAAAGGUCGCGGCGGAAAGGGCCACAGCAAGAACCGACAGGAGGGCUGGAGGCAGCCCAGUGCUCCUUCCGCUGGCGAACGCCGCAACCGUUGGAACCGGCCCCGGCAUGGGUGA